This is a messenger RNA of Parastagonospora nodorum SN15, 2949 nucleotides long. RefSeq lists its product as hypothetical. Gene Ontology annotation, molecular function: protein kinase activity; ATP binding. Lineage: Eukaryota; Fungi; Ascomycota; Dothideomycetes; Pleosporales; Phaeosphaeriaceae. The transcript is spliced from 2 exons. Bases 1 to 2949 code for a protein of 982 amino acids. Gene Ontology annotation, biological process: protein phosphorylation. The record is from RefSeq and is a predicted model, not a curated record.
AUGGAUACCGACUACCUGUUCCGUCCCGACAAGCCGAUCAAGUUUGCAUUCGCGCCAUCACGACCCGAUUUGUCACCCGCACCACCGGUGAAAUCAAGUCCGCUCAAGCGCAACGACGGCCUUAUGAACCUCAAUGAAACCCUAUGUAGCAGCCCCAACGCGAAACGGCGCAUCUUACACGGCGUGUCGGGUCUUGGAAACGACUUCGCGAGUAUAUUCGACCAGUCACCCGCGCCGCGCAAAGACACAGACGCAGCGCACCAAGUAUAUAACGACCUCGACUCGUUUGACUUCGCGUUACCGGCGACCACAACGCCAAUCCGAAGAGGGACUUCGCUGAGGAGAUCGACGCUCUCUCAGCGAGUGUCCAACACACCGCGACCCAAGCCCGCGUACGACGGCGACUUUGCUCUGCCCGGCCCCGCGGCUUCAAAGACCCGAAACAGGAUGUCUCUGGACAGCUCGCUUGCGCAGAGCACGACACCAGCACAGACACCGUUCCGCACUGGAACAUUCGACGCCAGUCGCAUGGGCCUGCCCCAGGCAGCUCGCGGCAGCUUUGGCAGCUCCACGCCGCACCCUCUCUCGAUGGCACAUACACCAUCAUCGGCCUCGUCUAACGGACGCGGCGACACACCAAUGGCGCCUCCGCGAUCUUCCGUCUUUGGCAUGCCCCAGGCUGCCCCAUCUGCCCCGUCACAGCACUUCUCGCGAUCUCUCCCUCUCGGUGUCGGCCGGCCACAGGGUCCCGGAGGUGAUGCCUUCCCGGAUUCAUUCGACACGCCUUUCAAGGCUGUGCCAGCUCCACCCAUGGCUUUUUCGACCGGUCUCCUCUCGAAGAAGAACCGGAACAUCGACGAGCCAGCCGCCGGCGCAGGCAUCUAUGUCAUGCCUGACACACCAUCCAAGCGACAGUCGUUCCCUCCUGCCGCAGGUGACCGCACUCCAAACUUUGACACUCCUCUUGUCAAGCGCAAGAGCUUGUUUGGCGAGUCGGUGCGACCGCAGCACCAGUUCGGAACACCGAGCACGCCAUUCAGUGCCAACGUGUCCAAGUUCUCCGACAAUUUGGGCAAGCGCGCUGGUAUCUUUGGGAACUCAAACAGCUCCCUUCAGCGACGUGGUAGCUUUGUCAGCAUCGACGGUGAUGACGAUGUGCUGCCCGACAACCAGUCACCCACGGCCAACCGCAUGACAGACAGCCAGUCCAGCGUCGAGGAGAUGCCACCCACCCCUACUAAGCCUAGCGGUGGUUCAAGCAGGCGGUCCAAGGAGAGCAGCUUGCGACGCAAGACUUUCCGAUCGCGCCCAUCCAUUGGCGCCGACACCUUCGCCGCACCCGAGAACGAAAGCAGACCGACCAGUAAGUACUCCUAUCCGAUCCCCGCGAGUCCGCACGACGAUGCCUCCUCAUCAUCAGAUGGAGAAGAGCCCUCAGCGACUGCCGAUUCCCCUACACACGACCUCUCCUUUCCUCGAAGUCGGUUUCUGCGGCAAUCCAAGAAACUCGGACGCCCGUCACCGCUCCCUCGUCGAGCUCCCCGUGUCACACCCCAUAAGAGCGACGCUAAGACAUCAGCAGCUGCCGGAGCCUCAUUCGGUGCACCAAGUCCACAGACUCCAAGCGAGUCCUGUUUCGCAGACUUCGAUGCCAGACUGUCCAUGGCAGGUCGAAGGCGCCCUGACAACCAUCCUUUCGCGCAGAGCUUGAGCGCUCUUGCCCCUGCCACACCGACCACACCCCGCGAGAACCACUUCUUUCACAGUGUGCAGGGUGUCAUCCCCAUCGGUCUCACAAAGAACGAUGUGGAUGAGUCGCUCACUGAGCGCUUCCACGAGGUGAAGCAGCUGGACGGUGGCGAAGGCGAGUUCUCCGUUGUGUACCGUGUCGGCAAGCCUGUGAAGGUCUCACCCGGAAGGUCACCCGCUGGCAGCCAAGUGUGGGUUGUCAAAAAGUCCAAGAAGCCUUACCUUGGCGCCGGCGACCGCACUAGGAAGAUGCGAGAGGUCGAUGUCCUUUAUGCGCUUCGUGGUAACGACCACGUGCUAGACAUCAAGACACACUGGGAGGCAAACUCUCACCUAUACAUCCAGACGGAGUACUGCGAGGGUGGCAACUUGAGGAAGUACCUCGACACCGUCGGCUUCAACAGCAGGCUGGACGACUUCAGGAUCUGGAAGAUCCUCCUGGAGCUGUCAAUGGGUCUCACGUUUAUCCACAACUCUGGAUAUAUCCACCUCGAUCUCAAGCCCGCCAACAUCCUGAUCGACUUUGAGGGUGGUCUCAAGAUCGCCGACUUCGGUCUUGCCAGCUCAUGGCCUGCGCCCAAGCACAUCGACGGUGAGGGCGAUCGUCACUACCUCGCGCCAGAGGCCCUCACCGGUGGUUUCGACAAGCCAGCCGAUGUCUUCGCUCUGGGCAUGAUGCUCGCCGAGAUCGCCGGCAACUGCGUCAUUCCUGAGAACGGCCUCUACUGGCAAAAGUUGAGGUCAGGUGACUUUGACAGCGUGCUGCCCAGCUUGACCUGGAGCGCAGACAGCAGCACCCUCAGCCGCGAUGCGAAGGGCGACCCAAUGCCCGAGAACUCGAGGGCCUCCAUGGAUGGCUUCUUGAUGUCCGAUAUGGACAAUGACUCAAUGUCGUCCAUCACUGCGCGUCCUCACUCGAGCCACGAGGAGGAGUUGCUCCACGCACCUAAGUUCAUGGUGGAGCGCUACAACGAGCAUUCGAUGGACCAUGUCGUCAAGGCCAUGCUCCAUCAAGACCCCACUCAGCGUCCCACCGCUGAGAUGGUGCUACACUGCUUUGGCUGUUCUUGGGUCGCGUCAAGGAGGCGUGCGGGCGCCACAGUCUAUGAAGGCAACUUCGGACCCGGCGAUGAGGUGCUUGACACCUACGCUGGCGAGGCACACCACGACCUCGACGCUGACAUGAUGGACAUGAGCUAG